Molecule: messenger RNA, 3516 nt
Organism: Beauveria bassiana ARSEF 2860
Lineage: Eukaryota; Fungi; Ascomycota; Sordariomycetes; Hypocreales; Cordycipitaceae
Product: ZZ type zinc finger domain-containing protein
Exons: 4
Coding region: 1-3516 (1171 amino acids)
Molecular function (GO): zinc ion binding
Source: RefSeq, a predicted model, not a curated record
AUGUCGGCUGCUCCUACUGCUCCCGAUGCCAUGGUCACCGUCAAGGUGACCUAUGACGGUACCACACGCCGUGCCAAGAUGCCUCUCCGUGAGAUGGUCCCCAGAGUUCUCGAGGAGCAUAUUCGAACUUUCCUACACAUUCCCGCCGACCGCAAGUCUAUGAUCGAGAGAUACUCCGACUCGGCUGCUUCCUUUGUUCUCCUCGAGUCGUCAAAUAUGCCAGUCUACAAGCAACUCUACCGUGCUGCCAAAGCCAAGUCGAAGCUCAAGCUCCGCGUCACGUUAAUCCAAGACCCUCCCAAGCCUGCUCCCAAACCCGUUUCCAUCGAGCACAUCACGGAGCCAGCCAUUACCACCCAGACAGAGCCUCAGCAGUCUCCUUCGCAAUCUCGAAUCAGUUUGCCUCUGCGCAGCUCUGGUCCAAGCAUGACCAAGAAUUACGACCCUAUGCUACUUGCCAAGGCUGCCAGCAUGGUCGCUGAGCGUGAGGAACUCCGCAAAGAUUUUGAGAGCCGUCUCAGCUGCCUCAUGAGUCGCCAGUCUCUCAAUCCCACACCUCAGGAUACCUCAGUUGCGCCUGAGGAAAUCUCAGUUGCGCCUCAGGAUCAGUCCACAACCGCCGUCUAUGCAGUUUGCUGCAAUAUAUGCAACAAAAGCAUUCCCGAUGCACACUACCAUUGCUCCACCUGCGACGAUGGCGACUUCGACCUCUGCCAGUCUUGCAUUGACCAGGGUCUUACUUGCAAGAGCGAUAAUCACUGGCUGAUCAAGCGCUCCAUUGUUAAUGGCAGCAUCGUCAAGAGCAGCACCGAGAAGAUCUCCCCCAAGCCAAAGCUCAAGGCCACCAAGGAGGAGCCCAAGAUUGCGCCCAUGUCAUACCUCAGUGGCCCUCUUCCCAUUCCAUCGGGGGAGCUCACACAGCCGGCCAUCAUGACUCCCUACAACUGGGCGCCUUUCGGACUUGUGCGCACCUGUAACACUUGUCUCCAUGAACUUCCCGAGGCUCAGUUCCUUCACUGCCAGAAAUGCGAUGAUUUUGACCUCUGUCAGUCCUGCUUCUCGGCCAACUCUCAUGGCCAUCACCCCAUGCAUGCCUUCGCUCCUGCCGUUCCGGGCACUCUGAUGCCUGACCACAUCAGCAUCAAGAUGGCUCCCGGCCGGAACCGCAUGCACAUGGCCAUCUGCGACGGCUGCGAUAAGAACAUCUCUGGUGUUCGCCACAAAUGCCUUGACUGCCCCGACUGGGACUACUGCACUGAGUGCGUUGAGAGCGCCAGCUUUAUUCACCCCAACCACCGCUUCGCCCCUCUGUAUGAGCCUCUUGAUCCGGCCUACUCAGUCUCUACCGUCGAGUCUAUGCACAUGGGUAUUUGCUGUGAUGGCCCCCUCUGCAAGUCCUCCGGAGGUUGGCCCGCCUACAUCAAGGGCACGCGCUACAAGUGCGCCAUCUGCCCUGACCUCGACUUCUGUGCCAACUGCGAGGCUAGCCCCUCCAAUGACCACAAUAAGACGCACCCUCUCAUCAAAUUCAAGACUCCCGUUCGCCACGUAAGCGUCACAACUACAGGGGAGCACCAGGAUGGACGUCAGCUUCAUACUAUGGGCGAUCGAUUCGAAGCUCUCUCUCGGGCAUCCUCAAGCACCAAUUCUGUCAACGCCGUGCAGACCGUUGUCGAUGUGAAGCCCGAGGAGCCUGAGGAGCCUGUCAUUAAGUCCGAGACGAAGGAGGAAGAACCUCUGGUUCAGCUCAACGAUGUUCCUCAGACCAAGGAGAAACUGCAGGAGACUCUCCAGGAGGAAGAGCUCAAGGCUCGGUUCGUUCGUGAGAGCGUGUCUGAUGGUACCAUCUAUGGCUUAAACCACGUCUUCGAACAGACCUGGACGCUUCGCAACGAUGGAAACGUCCCUUGGCCUGCUGGCUGCGUCGUCAAGUUCUCUGGUGGUGACUACAUGGGCCACGUUGACUCGACCCAUCCCGCCGGCAUCUCUGACCUCGUUUCAGCCUCCCAGUCCACUAUAUGCUACUCGCAGCUUGCUCCCGGGCAAGAAUAUCAGUUCACUGUACUCCUCCGCACCCCUACUCGCCCUGGCAACUUCAUCUCAUACUGGCGUAUUUGCACCAAGGAUGGUUUCCGAUUUGGCGACCGCUUGUGGUGUGAGGUGCAGGCUCGCUCUGUCAAGGCCGCUCCUCCUACUCCUCUCCUCACAGAGGAAGAGCAGGAGCAGGAGCAGGAGAAGACUGAUGAGUCUCAAGCCAGCAGCACCAUGAUCUUUCCCAAGCUUGAGAAGGAGUCUCCCAAUACUAGUGUGCAUGAGGAUAUCAACUACACCCCGGCUUCUCCUAUUGCCUCGUCACCUCCCAGCACUGUUGCGGACCCGACUCCGGCUUCCCAUCUUGAGUGGGAUGGCUCUGAUGACGGUUUCAUGACAGACGAGGAAUACGACAUCCUUGACGCGUCGGAUGAGGAGUAUCUUGAGCAGCAGCACAAAAAGACGAUGAAAGAGAAUCUCCUGAGCUAUUGCCCUAAGAUGGCAACCGACGAAGAACUCGUCUCGCGGCGUCACAACUUCAGCAGAACACGAUUUCGCCCUUCUGUUGAUAAAAAGUCUCACGAGGGCAGCGCGAGACAUUGGUAUUCGAUCUGGUCCUUUGCAAAAAACAUAACACAACGGUACAUGAACUACAAUGGACCGAUGGGCGUUUACGAGAUUGAUAUUCAUGAUCUCUGGUACGACGUCAUCAAAAUCGCCCAGAUCACACCAGCGGAUGAGGCCAACGCGGACAGGAUUGUGGCGCAGAUAAUUCGAAUUCGAGAAUUGGGCAUUUUAGAACGCGAUAUCACCACCACGAUCGCCACUAGUGACCAAGAAGAUGCCGUGAUCAAGAAGGAAAUAGCGGUCACAAGUAGUGGCGCUCGGAUUUGGACCGACUUACCGUUUCUAGUCGCUGAUUUGCGAGUGACGUGGACUGAUUCUAUAAACAUUAUGACAGCCAAAGAGCUUGAGAAUCUGGCGGGUUUUACGGCGCGUUUGGCAGAAUAUAACGUUUGCGGCGCACAAACUGCGUCAUGUGCUCUAAUACUCUUUCGAGCAGCACUGGAGUCACCCCGGCGCAUUCUACAAAGCGAUGAGCCCACGCGUGAAGGUUUUGCAGCAGAGAAAACGCUUCAAGAGCUGAUGCCAGCAGUUUUCAUUUGGCUAUACUGGGGGAGUCACUGCAUCUGGAAGCUAUGCUCACGAGAACUGCUUCUGGUCGAUGCCGAGCUGAGCGCCAUGGAUGAGAACUGGGCGGAGGUCGGGGAACUGGCAACCCGAGGAGGUGUAAGCCAACCCGGAUUCAAUCGAGCGAGGAUGAAUUUCUGGAAGAAGCGUUUUCGGGAAAUUGCAGAUGCUGCACGGGAAACGAAUACUGUGUUCGCAGACAAGUGCACCUGGUGUGCCUCUUUGUUAGGCCAAUGGGAUGAGAUAAUGGGCGAAGGCUGCGCCGAGCCCUCGCUGACCAAUAAUGUUAACUAA